CGCAAACGCGAGCAAGCAAGUAGUCGGUCGGUGUUUGGGGGCUCGCCAAUUUCCUGCGACUGCUUUGGCGUGCCGCACUGUGUAAUAGAAACUGUGUAUUUAGAAGAUCCGAUUAAACUCCAACUUUAGAAUAGCGCGGUUUUGGUAAGGCUUCCCCGAGUGUGUUUGCGUGCAAAACGAUGGAUUAUCGCGCUUGACCCAGAGGACACAGUCUGGUUGGUUGAGUGCUGGGCCCGCUCAAGGCUCAAGGGACAGGAGUUGGGCGAAGCUGUGUGCAGUCGUAAAGAGGUACAGACAGACAGAAUGGAACCCAAAAAAGGAAUUGUCUUCGCCGUUUAAACGGACACAUGCAACCACGACGCAGUGCGACAGGCCACAGGUGCAACGAACGCAAAUACUAUUGAUCGCGAAGCGACGGCGAAUACAUCUCGCGAGCAAGUGGACGGAACAGCUCAAUUGUGGCGAAACUACGACCGUCGAGAAUGGCGCUGAACGGAUUUUUGGAAUUCUUCCAGCGGGAGAAAACGUUUCGACCGAAGAAACGCUUCACCCAGGGCACGAUACGCUACUCGCUGCACAAGCAGGCCAAUGCGAGCCUCCAGUCCGGGAUCAACCUGAAGGAGGUGGUCAAACUUCCGGCCGGCGAGAACAUGAACGACUGGCUAGCGGUGCAUGUGGUGGACUUUUUCAACCGAAUCAACCUCAUCUACGGCACCAUCUCGGAGUACUGCAACGAAACCACCUGUCCGACGAUGAGCGGCGGCGCCAAAUACGAAUACCUGUGGGCGGACGGAGAAACGUACAAGAAGCCGAUACAGCUGCCCGCCCCGCGCUACAUCGAGCUGCUGAUGGAUUGGGUAGAGAACCAGAUCAACAAUGAGACGCUCUUUCCCGUCUCGACCGACGUGCCAUUUCCGAAGACGUUUCCGAGCUUGUGCAAAAAGAUCCUGACCCGACUGUUCCGGGUGUUUGUGCACGUAUACAUUCAUCAUUUCGAUAGGAUUUUCAGUAUUGGCGCGGAAGCGCACGUUAACACCUGCUACAAACAUUUCUACUACUUCGUGACCGAGUUCGAUCUGAUGUCAGCGAAAGAACUCGAGCCACUCGCGGUGAUGACCUCGCAAAUGUGUAAAGACUAAACGGAGCGCGCACGAUACAGGUAAGCAGAACAUACAAGCAUGUUUUCAACGACGGUUAAACAAACACGUGCCACUCGAUAAGAUACGGCCCGCAUCACCAGCAUGCUCAAGUGACGAAUGGCAAGUAAACAAACAAAUCGGCGCGCUAUGCUUCGCAAACAAACAAAUAAAAAACGGCCGCGACGUCUUGGAAACGCCGAAUGGAAGGGAGAACACGAAGCGACCGCGAAACUCACGAGUUAUGCAAAGCCUCAUCAUCAAGCAAAGAAAUAAAGUGCAAACAAGAAGAAGCUACAAACAAUAAUCGGUAAAGGUUUUAACAGAUUUUAAUAAAAAUCAAUGACUGUAAAGUA
Anopheles arabiensis is the source of this 1492-nucleotide messenger RNA. It is a transcript of the gene Mob3, whose product is annotated as MOB kinase activator-like 3. The transcript has 2 exons. Gene Ontology annotation, biological process: signal transduction; positive regulation of protein phosphorylation. Bases 483 to 1139 code for a protein of 218 amino acids. Gene Ontology annotation, molecular function: protein kinase activator activity. The record is from RefSeq and is a predicted model, not a curated record. Gene Ontology annotation, cellular component: nucleus; cytoplasm. Lineage: Eukaryota; Metazoa; Arthropoda; Insecta; Diptera; Culicidae.